This is a messenger RNA of Corticium candelabrum, 1028 nucleotides long. Its product is annotated as 18S rRNA aminocarboxypropyltransferase-like. The coding region runs from base 402 to 995 and encodes 197 amino acids. The transcript is spliced from 4 exons. Gene Ontology annotation, molecular function: rRNA small subunit aminocarboxypropyltransferase activity. Lineage: Eukaryota; Metazoa; Porifera; Homoscleromorpha; Homosclerophorida; Plakinidae. Gene Ontology annotation, biological process: maturation of SSU-rRNA. The record is from RefSeq and is a predicted model, not a curated record.
GGACGUUUUCACUUCAAACAAGUAGGGCAGACCGUUGAUGUGAAACGACGAACUGCCUUGACCCAUGUACGUGUAGCCUUCGUUGUAGAUCGACGAAAUGGUGGAGAUCGUGAAGUUCUGGUCGCGUCGCACGACGUCGAAGUUGCGGAACUGCAAUGAGUCGAUGAGGUCUGGUAUGCUGUCCGAAACAGUUGCAGCAGCGUUUGCAACAGGAAUGGAUAUCAUGAAAGAAAGCAAUAGACAACAAGCCAUGCGGUACCGCUGAGUACGUGUCACUUGUACUGUACAGUACACUCUAUAGAGUGACCUUAGGUAACGCACGUUAAGGGGUUUGCUAUGUGUACCGCCCACUUUAUCUUGUUGAAAUUAACUUGUUUAUGUGUUUCUCAAUUUAAUCUUUUAUGGGAAGGAAGAAGGGAACGAAAGUACAGAAGAAAGGCUGGGAUAAAAAGCCUCGUCAGAAGCAGCAAGUUCCCAAAACGUCGUCAUCAAGGAGUGAUGAUGAAGAUGUGUCAAAGAAAUUGGAGGAAACGGAUACAGAGCGAGAACAAGAUGCUGCUGUAGAUACCCAAGACGAGGACAACGAUUCAGGAGCUGCUGCUGCAUCAAGAAUAGGAGAGACAGAGAGCGACAUGGGUAGGGUAGUGGAAGCAAAGGACGACGAAGAAUGGUGUGAAAAUCCACCAUUCAAGGUGCCCUUUCCACUUGCAAUAGGGGAUUUUGGCGAAUGUGACCCAAAGAAGUGCACGGGGCGGAGGCUACUGAGGAAGGGGAUCGUUCGCAAGUUGCAUUUUGACCAACGAUUCUAUGGUAUUGUGUUGAGUCCCCUCGCUGACACUCACAUAUCGCUUGCAGACAAAGACCUCAUCGCACAGCUUGGCCUCGCCGUGAUCGACUGUUCAUGGGCCGAACUGAAGGCGUCGAAGUUUAGUAUGAUGUACAAUAAGCUCUGGUCCUCCUUCAACCGCUACUCCAUGUUGGAGGGGAGAGAGUAAGGAUAAAAAACAUUCUUUCUUUGUAGACACAAA